Molecule: messenger RNA, 4111 nt
Organism: Salmo salar (Atlantic salmon)
Lineage: Eukaryota; Metazoa; Chordata; Actinopteri; Salmoniformes; Salmonidae
Product: myeloid-associated differentiation marker homolog
Cellular component (GO): membrane
Source: RefSeq, a predicted model, not a curated record
CUCUUACACAUGCAGCAUCUGAAUCCCUCACGGACCGUGGCUUACCACAGAUUCGAUUUGAUAGGGAACAUAUUGGGCCAUUCUGAGGCUGCUAAACUAAUUAUAAUUUGUAAAAAGACAGCAGAAUAAUUGUGGUUGGUGAUCUGUUAAUGAUAAUGAUGUCAAGGUCUCUCAUGCCCACACUAUGUUUUGUGAUACAUAUGGCAGGGGUUAUUCCUUUCUUCAUGAGAGAAAUUAAGUUAAGUGACAAAUGAAGAAUCAUUGUUCCAAAACAGAAGCCAGCAGAAUGAUGGAGGUUCCUGAUCCGAUUAUGGUAAUGAAGUCAAGGUCUUUUAUGUCCACAUCUUUUCUUCUGUCUUGCAACCUUCGACGGGGAUUAUUGAUUUGUUCAAAAGAGAAAUGAAGUUGUGUUGCUGCUGUCUCCUUGGCACAGAUCAAGAAGGAGGUAAAAGUGAAAAAUGGAUGAGGCAGAGAUAGAGAGAGGGAGAAGUGAGAGUGGGAGAAAGAGAGAGAAAUAGAGAGAGAAGAGGGAGAGUGAGAGUGAGAUAGAAAGAGAAGGAGAAGUAUAUAGAGAGAGGAGAAGGAAGAAUAAUAUGAGGGUAUAUAACAGUAAAGAGGGAGUUAGGCAAUGCACUGACAAUAUUUAAAGGAAUCAUUGUCCUUCACCUGAGACAGCUGCUGCUGUUGACACAACCAUGCAAUCUCCAUAGACAAACAUUGGCAAUAGAGUCAAUCAAUCAAAACAAUUGUACACCUCGGUGAACUCAUGUCUCAUUAUUGUGUUAAACUGCCUUAGUGGCACCAGUGAAUCCAAAUGUAAUACAUUUUGUAAAUGAGUCCAAAAAUCUAGAGUGUUACAUUCAAAGUUGGUAUGGUACACUCUGAACUGGGGCAGUAGUAUGCAUAUAAGUAAGUAAGCAUUUCACGGUAAGGUCUACACUUGUUGUAUUCAGCGCAUGUGACAAAUAAAGUUUGAUUUGAUAUCAUAUUUUCUUUAUCAACCAGAACACUAUUCGAUUUCCAUUUUCAGUGGGAACAGAAUACUUCUUCUACAAAUCCUUUGCCUACCACUCCUCCCCCUUCCCUCCAUCUCUUUCUCUCCCUUUCUCAAGAACAUGGAUGAGGAUAUUAGUCAAUAGCCAUCAAGUGUCAAAAAAGAGCUUAAGUCAAGUUAGGAACAUUGAACUGAACAAACGUGAGGUUACUUCACAAGCAUGGGUUUCCCUGGUUGGGGGAUGUGCACUUGGACCAGAGCUAGGUUCAAAUAGUAUCUGGAAUCUUUCAAAUACUGUAGCUGUGCUUGACUGAGCUUACCUGACACAAUGGAUCCAAUAGAAUAGUCCCAAAGGUGCAAACCCCGCCCAUCUGGCUUUCCAAGCAGACUCAAUCAAAUGCUCAAAGUAUGUUAAAGAUUUCAAAUCUUACUUGAACCCAGGUCUGAUAUGGUCCCACUCCCAGGGAUUGGGUCAGUAUUGAAGUUUACCUUUGACAGAGACCAGAGUCCAUCAUGUGUGGCAUGGGCGAGCCAGAUAAGACUGGACAGGCGUCCAAUGAGCGCCUUGAGUCUGGGUCGUAAAACGUGCAAUUAAGCCAAGAGAGGACAGGAUACACCAUAGAAAUAGAAUGAACAGAAAGGGCUUGGAACCUCUAAACUCAUGGGUACACUUGCAAUGGCUGCCUGGUAUUGUGAUGCAAUUAUUUCCAAGGUAAUGUAGAGUGUUCAUUUAAAUGAUGCUAACUGAUGUGGCUCGUGCAAUGGAAUGUUUUUUUUAUGUCAGUUGAUUUCACAAAUCACAGCACAGAUUGGUACACUUCCUGAUUUUACUUCCUGCUUUGCUCCUAUGGGCUAGUUUAAAAAAAUACAGGUUAGGACAAUGUAACAAUUCCAUGCUGAGUGUUGGACUGAUUCUAUAGGAUUAGCAUUGAAAACAUGACCAGUGGUCGGGAAAUCAUGUUAUAAAGUGGCUGUAGACAACUUUAAAAAUGUUCAAAUGAAUAAAAUGACAGUAAAACAGUUCAUCUAUUUGUUUGCGGAGUAAUAGUCUGAAAUUCAUCUCCGUUGUGUUUAUUUUCCACUUUGAUGGUGAACUUUCUGUACUGCUACCAUUCUCUCCCAGUCAUUUUCAUUCCGGCGCUGGUGCAAUGAAUUUGUUAAUUUCUAACGCUUUGCAUUUAAUUAUUAAGCUAUCUUAACCUCUGUUAUCUUCAACCUAGCCUGUGUACACUCGCAAUGGCCGCAAUCAUUGACAUGAAUGGGGAGGCCCGUUCUAUUCACUCUAUUUCUAUGGGCUACACACCAUCAUAAACACGGGAGGAGUUUGGCUUGACACAGGCAUGCUCUGGUCUCUACAGCAUUGGGAAGGAGACUUGGAUAAGGCAGGAACGAGAGAAGGUCUUACCUCCCUUGGAAUUGUAGUGUUUUACUGGAAGGUCCUUAGUCGGCAGGGGAAUGCACAGAGAGACAAAGACGGUAGGAGAGAGAGGAGGAGUGGAGAUGUCAAUGUGACACAGUGGAGAAAAGAGAGUGACACAGCAGAAAAUUACUGGGUGAGCUCCAUGAAGAGGAGAAUAUAAGACUUUAAGAGGGCAACAGUAAUUGAACACAGUUAAUUUAAUCAGUGAUUCAUUCAAAUGUGAAAUAUGUGCAUUUGGUAAAAGCGAGCAAAGGAGAGAGACAGAAAGAAGAACAUUAGCCAGAAGAAAGAGAGAGGAAAAAGAGAAACUUUAGCCAAACAAAAAGUCAAGGAACCCUUGGUGAGUGAACAGUCACCCAGAGUCCCUAGAUAGAUCCUUAUCUCAUCAUGGUGAACCUGGACCUGAGGUCUCUCACCCUGCCAGUGGGAAUCAUCCGUAUGUUGGAGGUGGUCCUCACCUGUAUCUCCUUCAGUCUGGUGGCCUCGGCAGGCCAUGUGCUCUCCACACACUGGGACUGGUGCAUGUUCACCUGGUGCUUCUGCUGCUUCUUCUCCCUCUUCAUCCUCAUCAUGGAGUUCACCCGCUUCAGUGCCAAGGUGCCCAUCUCCUGGGAUGACUUCACCACGGCCUUCGCCAUGCUGGCUGCACUAAUGUGUUUCACCUCCUCCAUCAUCUACCCCACCUUCUUCACCUGCCCCACCUGCUACCGCCAGAUCGCCGCCACCGUCAUCUCCCUACUCUGUUUCGGAGUGUACGUUGGCGAGGUGGUGUUGGCCCGCCUCCGACCCGGUGGUGAGAUCAGUGGCUUCCUGUCCACUGUCCCGGGCCUCCUCAAGAUCCUCGAGACUCUGGUGGCCUGUAUUAUCUUCACGUCGCUGGAUCCGGCAAGGUUUUCAUUUAAUCCGGGACUGCAGUGGUGCGUGGCGGUUUAUUCCCUCUGCUUCAUCUUCGCACUCGUCAUCAUCUUUCUCACCGUCGGUCAGCUGCUGUCGCUGUUCCCCUUCUCGUUUGACAAACUGCUCACGGUCUAUAAUAUUCUGGCCACCAUGAUGUACAUGACUGCCACGGUCAUCUGGCCACUGUAUGGUUUCGAGAACAACCCCCGGCCCGUUCCGUGUUCCCACUGUCCCUGGGACGAUCUGGUUGUGGUGACGUUCAUGACCGUGAUCAACCUGGUGAUCUAUAUUUUGGAUACGAUCUACUCGAUAAAGGUGGUCUUCUUCACAUGGGAUGAGGAAUAGGCCAGAUUCUCAGGAAACUUCACUCCAACUUUUCCAGAACCGAUCAAUGACUGACACACUAUCAUAUUGCAUGGAGAAAAAACUGUUUACUGAAUAAGAAACUCCAGCACGUUGGUAAUCUUGAUCCUCCACACAUGGUUGAAAAGAUCCAUUACAUUUCUAGAGAAUGAAGAGUUUAUUUUCAAAUCAAUGACUGAGAGCUUGGAAGAAGAACAUUUGCAGAACAUUUGCUGAUGUCUUUUGCCUCAGACAUAUGGAAGAUAUUUAGUUAUUCCUAUGACACUGUAAAUGAACUCUUAUUGCAGAUGAGGAUUCUACAGGCAAGGACACACUGUUUAUCACUUGCAGUUAUUAAAGUGUGCAGUAGGAAGCUGAGUUAAUGAUUGAUCGUAUCGACUUCAUAGAAAUUACAGUUACGGAACUUUGGAUCCUGAUGCAAAUACAAUAUGAAUGUC